UCUGAGAUGUGGAUUUGUCUUUGGACGCCAGAGUAGUAUACGCGUUUCGCUACGCAGUCCUACCCUGAAGAUGACUUCCAAAACUUUUAAUUGAGAUUUCUAUCAUUCGGGGAACUUAUUUGCUGCAGCUCUCGGUUCAGUCUGCAAUAUUUUAAAACGACACAUUUCUAUCACAUCCAGCUACCUUUUUGCAGGGGGAAGAAAGGGCCAUGGUCCAGAGAGAGAGACCCGGAUGCCCCCGCCUCCUCUCCUUUCUGCUGGUGUCCGGUCUGCCGUUGUUGGGGGCGGAGUACUCCAGCUGUGGGGAGAAUGAGUUCUAUAACCAGACCAGUGGGAGCUGCAAGGCCUGCCCACGGUGUCAACCAGGCCAGGAGCCCUACAUGAACUGCGGCUACGGAACCCGAGACGAGGACUACGGCUGUGUGCCGUGCCCGGCGGGGAAGUUCUCCAAGGGCAGGUACGAGAUCUGCCGACGGCACAAGGACUGUGACUCGCUGUACCGGGCCGCCGUGCUGACCCCGGGAACGGCCGACAGCGACGCAGAGUGUGGCCCCUGCCUUCCUGGAUACUAUAUCCUGGAGAACCGACCACAGAAUAUCUACGGGAUGGUGUGUCACUCCUGCCAGAAUGCCCCCAGGAACACCAAAGAGUGCAUGCGCACCACUGCUGUGUCAGCAGGGGGCGCCACCAGCGUCUCUUCCACCACCACCAUCUUCCCACAGCCACACAAAGAUCCAUCCGGACAGGGUCACCUGGCAACAGCACUCAUUAUUGCCAUGUCGACCAUCUUCAUCAUGGCAAUCGCCAUAGUGCUCAUCAUCAUGUUCUACAUUCUAAAGGCCAAGCCAAGUGGUCAGGCCUGCUGCCCGGGGCAGGUGCUGAAGUCAGUGGAAGCACAGACUAACAAGCAGGAGGACAAGAAAGACGUGCAAGAAAACGUGGUCAUCUUCUCGGAAAAGGAUGAAUUUGACAAACUCAAACCCACUCCGCCAAAGGCUGUGAAAAGUGAGAACGACGCGUCGUCGGAGAACGAGCAGCUGUUGAGCCGCAGCAUGGACAGCGACGAGGAGGCGGCCCUGGAGAAGCAGGGGGCCACAGACCUGUGCCUGCUCUCUCUGGUCCACCUGACCAGAGACAAAACCUGCUCCUCCACCAAUAACAACAACAACAGCAGCAAAUGCACUGGGAUUCAAAGUCGAAGGAAAAAGAUCCUGGAUCUUUACACCAGAGCUUGCAGUGUGGCAGAGGGCCUGAGCCCCACGGAGCUGCCCUUCGACUGCCUGGAGAAGACCAGCCGCAUGCUGAGCGCCACCUACAGCGCGGACAAGGCGGUGGUGAAGACGUGGCGCCACCUGGCGGAGAGCUUCGGCCUGAAGCGGGACGAGAUCGGCGGGAUGACGGACGGCAUGCAGCUGUUUGACCGCAUCAGCACGGCGGGCUACAGCAUCCCCGACCUGCUGACCAGGCUGGUGCAGAUCGAGCGUCUGGACGCCGUGGAGUCACUGUGCGCUGACAUCCUGGGCGGGGCUGAGGGCGGGGCCGAGGGAGCCCCGCCCCCCGGCCCUGGCCCCACCCCCUCCUCACGCUGCGCCAGCAUAUGA
This is a messenger RNA of Conger conger (European conger), 1601 nucleotides long. RefSeq names its product tumor necrosis factor receptor superfamily member EDAR-like. Lineage: Eukaryota; Metazoa; Chordata; Actinopteri; Anguilliformes; Congridae. The record is from RefSeq and is a predicted model, not a curated record. The transcript has 12 exons. Gene Ontology annotation, biological process: positive regulation of canonical NF-kappaB signal transduction; positive regulation of JNK cascade. Bases 210 to 1601 code for a protein of 463 amino acids. Gene Ontology annotation, cellular component: plasma membrane. Gene Ontology annotation, molecular function: signaling receptor activity.